Messenger RNA from Zea mays, 1167 nucleotides. Its product is annotated as glycerolphosphate mutase. Lineage: Eukaryota; Viridiplantae; Streptophyta; Magnoliopsida; Poales; Poaceae. The record is from RefSeq and is marked validated. Gene Ontology annotation, molecular function: catalytic activity.
GUUUCGCUCUCAGUUGGCGGUUAGCUAGCUUGCAUACUAGCAUCAGGUGCCCCUUGCCGAGCCGUACGUGUCGUCGUCGACGACGAUGGUGGCGGCGCCCAGCAAGUGCCGGCCGUCGGCGGCAGCGCUGGUGGUGGCACCGCCGGGGGCCCCUCGGCGCCAGCUGCGGUGCCGGUGCUGCGAGGACACGCUGGGCGUCCCGCGCCGCCGGCUGCAGCCGCAGCUGCACCUGAAGCAGCAGGCACCUGCGGCGACGACCGCCCCCGCCGCGGCGCCGCCGCCGAGGCCCCGGCGGAUCGUGCUGGUGCGGCACGGCGAGAGCGAGGGCAACGUGGACGAGGCUGCAUACACGCGCGUCCCGGACCCCAGGAUCGGGCUCACCGCCAAGGGCUGGCGCGAGGCCGACGACUGCGGCCGCCGCCUGCGCGACCUCUUCUCCUCUGGAUCCCGCGACCAGGACGACUGGAAGGUCUACUUCUACGCGUCGCCGUACCGCCGCAGCCUGGAGACCCUGCGCGGCAUCGGCCACGCCUUCGAGCCCCACCGCAUCGCCGGCGUCCGCGAGGAGCCCCGCCUCCGCGAGCAGGACUUCGGCAACUUCCAGGACCGGGAGCAGAUGCGGGUGGAGAAGGAGAUCCGGCAACGCUACGGCCGCUUCUUCUACCGCUUCCCCAACGGCGAGUCGGCGGCGGACGUGUACGACCGCAUCACCGGCUUCCGGGAGACCCUGCUCUCCGACAUCGUCCUCGGCCGCUUCCAGCCCCCGGGCCACCGCAGCACCAGCGGAGACAUGAACAUCGUGCUCGUCUCCCACGGCCUCACCCUCCGCGUCUUCCUCAUGCGCUGGUACAAGUGGACCGUCCGCCAGUUCGAGGGCCUCGAGAACCUCGCCAACGGCGGCGAGCUCGUCAUGCAGACUGGAGAAGGCGGCAGGUACAGCCUCCUAGUGCACCACACGCCCGACGAGCUCAGGGCGUUCGGCCUCACCGACGAGAUGCUGCAGGACCAGAUGUGGCAGAAGACGGCCAGGCCCGGCGAGCUCAACCACCGCUUCAUGACAAACGGACAGUCCUUCUUUGAUCCAUUUACUGUAAUCUACUAGUUCUUGACGACCGACCACAUGUUAUGUAUGUGAUAAGUGAUUAAAUGUUUUUUUUUAUGGCUGUA